AGCAUUCUUCCAUCCUCGGGUAACCUCUCAUAGCCUGCAUUUGACUGUGGAAGCCAGUCCAGUAACACCUGACUGCAAACAUAUUGUAAACGGGAGACUUUGAAAGUUAAAGGUUUAUCAACGUGGGACUAUGUCCUGGAUGUAAACUCCAGCUGGGCUACAGUAACGUUAGGUGGCAGUAAUGGACACAUUUACGAGCCGUGAAUAAACACCGAGAAGAAGAGCUGGACCAAAACACGGAAGAACUUUACGCUGGUUAGCUGGCAAGGCUAAUGCGUCCAUUUAAGUAAGAAACCAGGCGGUUUUGGUUGACAGCUGCAGCAGAUAAUUAAUUUGAAGUUGCUUAUAACAGUUGUUUACCUAACAAUGUUUAGCAAGUCGUAUAAGCUGCUCCCUCAGAGAGACUCCACUUGUCCCAGGACUCCUGGCCUGUUUGUGGACACUGACAGCUUCACACAGCGCGGCUUCCACAAAGGCUUCUCAUCUGACAACAUCCCCAAUGUUUCUGAACACGACUAUACUGAUACCUCCCAAGGAUGGCUGUCCUGGAUUUGCAACCUGAUUGUCAUCUUCUUCGUCUACAUCUGCACCUUCAUAACAUUUCCUAUAACAGGAUGGUUUGUACUGAAGACGGUGCCUAACUACGAGAGGAUAGUAACAUUUCGUCUGGGUCGCGUUGGUCCUCCAAAGGGCCCUGGUAUUGUCCUUGUGCUGCCCCUCAUUGACCAGUGGCAGAAAGUAGACCUGCGCACCCGUGCUUUCAACAUCCCUCCCUGCCAGGUGAUUACUCUGGAUGGCGGUGUGUUGUCAGUGGGAGCAGACAUCCAGUUCAGGAUCUGGAACCCCGUCAUGUCAGUACUAUCAGUCCAGGACCUGAACGCCUCAACUCGGAUGACUGCACACAAGGCUUUGACCUACAGCCUGGCCAAGAAGACUGUCAGGGAGAUCCAAACUCAGAGAGUUAAACUUGGAGAAUAUCUCGGGAUGGACAUAAAUGAGAUGACUCAACCCUGGGGGCUGGAGGUGGACAGGGUAGAGCUCACCCUGGGAUCUGUACUUAAAGCACCAGGGGAAGGCCCCACAGCACCCCUCAUCAUGCCACCCUCUGUGCCUGGACUGGAAGGCCUCACUGGCCCCAUUCAGCAGUUGGCCAUGCACUUUCUGGGCCACAGUAGCAUUUCACAGCCUCAACAAGAGGACACCCUAACGUUCACAGAUGAGCUCAGCAGUGCAGCUCAGGCUGUCAAGGCCACACCAGGUUCUGUUGAAGAGCUGCUUGACGCGGUCAAGCUCCUGCUCUCUGAAGCUUUGGUCCAGCAGGUCGGGGCAUGCUUCCAGUUUGACGUCAACUCGGAAGAUGGACAACAUCACAGUUACUAUGUGGAUUUGAGCCAAGGCAGCGGUGCAGCUGGAGCUGGGCCUUUGAGCAGAGAGCCAGAUGUGACACUGAGCAUGAGUGACCGCGACCUUCUGACCAUGUUCCAGGGCGAGCUACAACCAUUCGCUGCUUACACCACUGGCAGACUGAAAAUACAGGGAGACAUUCAGACUGCCAUGAAGCUCGAAGAAAUCAUAACGCUUCUUAAGAAAUAGCAUAUAUAAUAGCAUUUGUAUAUAUAUUUAUUAAAUCUUUAAUUUUUACUGUACAGUGCCUGCUUUUCAUGUAUACGUUGAUUGUGUAUAAACUGAGUGACUGCUA
Molecule: messenger RNA, 1699 nt
Organism: Cottoperca gobio
Lineage: Eukaryota; Metazoa; Chordata; Actinopteri; Perciformes; Bovichtidae
Gene: stoml1
Product: stomatin (EPB72)-like 1
Exons: 7
Coding region: 367-1593 (408 amino acids)
Cellular component (GO): plasma membrane
Source: RefSeq, a predicted model, not a curated record